AUGUCCGUUAAGUUCCAAGAGGAGGCCGUCCGCACUGUCACGGGCGGCGGCAAGCCCGAGGACCUCGUGCAUCGCGUCGGUGAACGAUUGACCGGUGGAAAGACAGCGGCUGGGUAUCUCCAAGCCUACCUCCUCCAGCUCCAGAAGAACCCGCUGCGCACGAAGAUGCUCACCUCCGGUGUGCUCUCCGCGCCCCCCCUCGGCCACGUCCUCGUUGGCAUCUUACAGAAGAUCUUCGCCGGCCGCACAAGUCUCAAGGCCAAGAUUCUUCAGAUCCUCGUUAGCAAUCUGAUUAUCUCCCCCAUCCAGAACAGCGUCUACCUGACCUCCAUGGCUAUUAUCGCUGGUGCGCGCACCCUCCACCAGGUUCGCGCGACCGUUAAGGCUGGAUUCAUGCCCGUCAUGAAGGUCAGCUGGAUCACCUCGCCCCUGUGCUUGGCCUUCGCUCAGAAAUUCCUCCCCGAGCACACCUGGGUGCCCUUCUUCAACAUUGUUGGUUUCUUCAUUGGAACCUACGUCAACACCCACACCAAGAAGAAGCGCCUGGAAGCUCUCCGGAAGCGUUACGAUCAGCGUCGCGACCCCGGUUACGAGAAGCGCGACUUCCCUUAA
Messenger RNA from Penicillium verrucosum, 612 nucleotides. Its product is annotated as Mpv17/PMP22 family protein. The transcript has 5 exons. NCBI's taxonomy places the organism in Eukaryota, Fungi, Ascomycota, Eurotiomycetes, Eurotiales, Aspergillaceae. The record is from RefSeq and is a predicted model, not a curated record. Gene Ontology annotation, cellular component: membrane; cytoplasm. The coding region runs from base 1 to 612 and encodes 203 amino acids.